This is a messenger RNA of Thecamonas trahens ATCC 50062, 2731 nucleotides long. Its product is annotated as GlcNAc transferase. NCBI's taxonomy places the organism in Eukaryota, Apusomonadida, Apusomonadidae. The coding region runs from base 97 to 2628 and encodes 843 amino acids. Gene Ontology annotation, molecular function: phosphatidylinositol N-acetylglucosaminyltransferase activity. Gene Ontology annotation, cellular component: glycosylphosphatidylinositol-N-acetylglucosaminyltransferase (GPI-GnT) complex. Gene Ontology annotation, biological process: GPI anchor biosynthetic process. The record is from RefSeq and is a predicted model, not a curated record. The transcript has a single exon.
CACACUGUUGCGUCACCACCCACACACAUAGGGUUACAUCUGUACCACAGGGGAAGGGAGACACUGGUCAACUACUGGUGAACGGGUGUUUGUGUCAUGGCCGAGUCGGGCAAGAAGGGCGCCUUGGUGGUGGUGGGGGACAACUCCUCCAAGGGCGGAGCAGAUGGCGGCGAUGAAGAACUGUGGGGUGACGGAGAUGGAGAUGGCUCGUCUGGAGAGUGGUGGGGGGAAGAUAGCUCGCUGCCACAAGGAAGACUCUCACGGGAAUCGUCAUCGCCUGAGUCGGGAGCAAGAGCAACCAUGUCGCUGCUGGCAUCGUCAGGAACGCCCAUGGCCGCCACGUCAACAACGGCAGCCCUUGCAGUGGGGCAAGAUCGUGGGCCAGACUCGGAUAUUUCCGACGAGUCGGAGCCUGUGUUUGGUGUGCAGACUGCGUACGAGAUGCUAGACGACGAGGACGAUGACGAUGAUGGCGAGUACAACGCGUACAACGGCGAUGCUCGCUUGGGAAGCAACAACGGCAGGGAGUCUGACUCGUCGUCUCACUCAGACUCGGGAUCGGGCUCGGGCCUGUCGUCAGCCUCGGACUCGGGCUCGAGCUCGUGCUCUGAAAGCGGUGGGACGCAGAGCUCGCGGAGCUCGCGAUCGGGCGUCGGGCAGAGCGCUGGCACGCAGAUGCGGGUUCUGGGGCCAUCUGGCGUGGGCUCAGGCUCGGGCUCGGGUGACGGCGGCGAGGUAUUGGUUGGGUCGAGUCAGCAGCGGCGGCGGCGGAGACGACGCCAACGCGAGCGCGAGUACGAGCGCGACCAGCCCGGCGGAGCAAGCCGAGCUGCGUCGCUGCGGUCGAGCGCGCGGAUGUCGUCAGCAGCAUCGACGUCUACAGCAUCGUCCCGGUCUGUUGCACUGCAUGCGCGGCCGGUGUUCUCCGAGUUUGACGACGACGACGAGGAGGACGAUGACGAUGAGCCAGUUGGCCUCCCGCCGCGGGUCGGCGUCCCGCUCUCGAUGCUUGACCACGGCGAUGAAGUGGAGACGUCUGCGGGGCGCGCGAGGUAUGUGGGAGUCGAGCCGAGCUUGCGGCCCGAGCUUCUUGUCCCGCCGCUCAUUUCGCCGAGUUUGGACGGGGUAGACCUUGCCACGCUAGGGCUGGGCGGGAGCAGCGGCGGGACGUCGGGCGCGGGCGUCUCGCCGUUUGUGACGGCGCGGUCGCUGCCGCCGGUCCGCGUCGGUGCGAGCAAAGACGUGCGCGAGACGUACUCGAUUGCCAUGGUCUGCGACUUUUUCUACCCCCGGUUUGGCGGCGUUGAGUCGCACCUGUACCAGCUUUCACAAUGUUUGCUUGCGCGCGGGCACAAGGUCAUUAUUGUGACGCACGCCUACAACUCGCGGCACGGGGUGCGGAUGCUAACCAACGGGCUCAAGGUGUACCAUCUCCCGUUCAUGCCCGUCUACCAGCAGUCUGCCUUUCCGUCGCUCUUCUCGAUGUUCCCGCUCCUCCGCAACGUCUUUAUCCGCGAGCAGGUGCAGAUUGUGCAUGGGCAUGGCGCUUUCUCGUGCAUGUGCCACGAGGCGAUCCUGCAUGGGCGGACAAUGGGCUACAAGGUGUGUUUCACCGACCACUCGCUGUUUGGCUUUCACGACGCGUCGUCGAUCCACAUGAACAAAGUGCUCAAGUUCACGCUCUCGGACAUUGACCACGUCAUCUGCGUCUCGUACACCUCCAAGGAGAACACGGUGCUGCGGGCGCAGCUCGAUCCGCGCGAUGUGUCGGUUAUUCCCAACGCAGUGGACACGACGGUGUUUCGGCCAAACCCGGCAGCCAAGGACCACUCGCGGAUCACGAUUGUGGUCAUGUCGCGGCUAGUCUACCGCAAGGGAGUCGAUCUAGUCAUCCAGAUCAUUCCGCGCAUCUGUGAGGCGUACCCGCAAGUCUCUUGGAUCAUCGGUGGCGACGGCGACAAGAUGCUGGCGCUGGAGGAGAUGCUGGAGGAGUUCCAGCUCCACGACCGGGUCGAGGUUCUCGGCGAAGUAGCGCACGAGGACGUCCGCGACGUGCUCGUCCGCGGCGACAUCUUUCUCAACUCGUCGCUCACCGAAGCGUUUUGCAUUGCCAUUGUCGAGGCUGUCUCGUGCGGCCUGCUGGUUGUCUCAACCCGGGUCGGCGGCGUGCCCGAGGUUCUGCCGGAGCACAUGAUCAAGCUGGCCGAUCCCGAGCCGGGCGACCUCAUUGCGCGGCUCGACGAGGCUAUUGCUGAGGUCCACGAUGUGCAGCCGUACGAGUUCCACGGCGCAGUCCGCAACAUGUACAACUGGAACGACGUGGCGGCGCGGACCGAGGUUGUCUACGACAAGAUGAUGAGCGCCGAGCCGGUCCCGCUCAUCGAGCGCUUCCGGCGGUACUACGGUUGCGGCCUGUGGGCCGGCAAGCUCUUCUGCAUGCUCAUGGCGCUCGACUUUAUCUUCUUCAGGCUCCUCGAGUGGGUCUUCCCGCGGUCGGGCAUCGACCUCGUGCCAGCGUUUCCAACCUCUGCCUUCCAGGCCAUGCCGAUUGCGCGGAAGCUCGGCAACCCCAACAUGGCCAAGCUCUAUGCCGAACGGUACGGGGUGCCGGAGAGCAGGCAUGUAUGAUGCAAGUGUGAAUGGGCAGGCCGGGUGCGGUCAAUGCCCCAGCCCGCGCGCGCGCUUAAGGUCCGGCGGCGGCGGGGUGGCCUCGACCGAUCCGUCGUCGCUC